Molecule: messenger RNA, 1753 nt
Organism: Lutzomyia longipalpis
Lineage: Eukaryota; Metazoa; Arthropoda; Insecta; Diptera; Psychodidae
Product: probable cytochrome P450 304a1
Exons: 5
Coding region: 105-1643 (512 amino acids)
Molecular function (GO): heme binding; monooxygenase activity; oxidoreductase activity, acting on paired donors, with incorporation or reduction of molecular oxygen
Source: RefSeq, a predicted model, not a curated record
AGUUGCAAACGAUUCGUGCUCGGAGAGAGUUGAAAGCUUCAAAGUGGAGGAAUAAAGUGAUUUUUCUUUCUUGUGGUGCAAAGUUUGAGUGAAAAUAUUAGAACAUGGCGUCCAUUAUCCUCAUUGGACUUACCAUCAGCCUGAUUUUGUACAGGAUUUACAAAUAUAUGUUCUAUCGCCCAAAAAAUUUCCCUCCAGGUCCGCCUCGUUUGCCAAUCUUUGGGAGCUACCUAUUUCUCUUGCUCCUCAACCGUAAGGAAAUCCACAAAGCAGUUCUUAAGCUUUGCCAAUGGUACAAAUCGAAAACAAUCGGGCUCUACAUAGCAGGUGCCCCCACAAUUAUUUGCAAUGAUUACGAAGGAGUCAAAGAAAUUCUCAAUAGAAGUGAAUUUGAUGGACGACCGGAUAUUUUCUUGGCCCGCAUGAGAGAUCCUAAUCACAAUCUUCGAGGGAUAUUUUUCAUUGAUGGUGGAUUCUGGAAGGAUCAACGUCGAUUUGCACUCAGGCACCUUCGGGAUUAUGGAUUUGGAAGACGUUUUGCUGAAUUAGAAAUUGAAGUUAGAGAUGAACUUUGUCUCUUUUUGGAUAUUCUCAGAGGUGGACCAAAAUAUCCGCACGAGGAAAAAAUCAUGAAAAAUGGAUACGUUUUAGUACCAGACAUCUUUUUUGCAUCAAUGAGCAAUGCCUUUUUGAAAAUAUUAUCAGGUGAUAAAUUCCCCAGAAGCGAACAAGGAAUUCUCUUCGAAACGGGACGUGCUGGAAUUCGAUUCCAACGAGCUGGAGACGACUAUGGAAAACUUUUGAGCAUUAUUCCGUGGAUUCGUCACUUCUUCCCAGAGAAGUCGGAUUAUAUCAAUUUGAAAGAAGGAAAUGGAGGAAUUUACAAAUUUAUCAAGUCUAUCGUGGAUAAGCACAAGGAUACAUUCGAUGAGAGUCACGAGAGAAACUUUAUUGACUUGUACAUUCGGGAAUUGAAAACACAAGAAAAGGAAGGAAUUCCCAAUCCUGUCUUUCACUAUGAACAAUUGAUCCUGAUUUGUGUGGACUUUUUCUUCCCUGCCUUGACUGCUGUACCCGUAACAAUUGCAUUCCUUUUGCAAAGGCUAUUGCAUCAGCCGGAAAUCCUUGAGAAAAUGCAAAAGGAAAUUGACGAAGUGGUUGGGAAAGGACGACUACCGGAACUGGAUGAUAGAAUCAACCUACCCUACGUGGAGGCUACUGUUCGUGAAAUUAUGCGCUUUGAAACCCUCGUACCAUCUGCUAUUCCGCACAGGGCUCUCGUGGAAACUACACUAAUGGGAUACGAUGUCCCCGAAGGUUGUUUCGUUGUACCUGGUUUAUAUGCCUUUCACACUGAUUCUGCACUCUGGGGAGAUCCACAUGUUUUCCGCCCAGAGAGAUUCAUCGGACCGGAUGGAAAACUUUCCCUAAAGCUCGACAAAUCUCUGCCAUUUGGUGCCGGGAAACGACUUUGUGCGGGAGAAACUUUUGCACGUAACACCCUCUUCCUCAUGAUUGCUGCUCUUGCACAAAAUUUCAACAUAAGACAACGACCUGGUGAAAAACUUCCAGAUAUGAAAAAGAAUGAUACGGGUUUGAUUGUACUUCCACAGCAGUUUUGGAUUAAAUUUGAAUCACGUUAAAAAGAAAAUUUUUCUUGUAUGUAUCGACUAAUUCUUUGGUUUUUCUUGUAGAAAAGUGUACCUAUAUUGUCUUAAACAGUAAGUUUUAAUAAUAAAGUUGUCGAAAAGAA